CCCAAAGAUCAAAAGUACUGUAUUUCACUCACUGGAGCCAUGGAGAGUCCAUCCGAGCGUCCCCGAAAGCGUCAUAGGAAUGCAGAUGCUUCAACCGCUGAGAGGCCGUCGACAAAACAAGCGGCAAGCAAAGGGAUGGCUUGCUAUACUUUAGAAGACUUGGAAAGUGUCGAGUUCACCUGGACCAUCAUUGAUGGACAGCUCUUGGCACUGGAUGGAUUCAUUUCUGCCCAUCCUGGCGGAUCACUGAUACAGCGAGCUGUGGGAACAGAUGCCAGCAGCUUGUUCCAUGCCCACCACACUUCCGAUCUCGCGCGAGCUGUCCUGGCAGAGUGCUUGGUUGGAUAUGUGAAGCAACACCGUGUGGAGGCUCAGAGUCUUCGAGCUGAGCUCAACAAAAGGAUCGGAAAAUACAUGAAGCCUGAGACACCUGCAGCUGAGGCCAUUGCUAUAUCGAUGCUGGGGCUUUUCGUCGUGUGGUGCUACUUUGUUUAUGUACAGGGUUUCUUCUGGCUGAACGUCUUCACGAGCUGGUUCUGGUGGAGACACUUGGACGCUGGAUUGCAUGCCGUGGUGCACGGGGACUUCAGAUAUUCGUUGAUUUUGCAGCGACGACUACUACAAGUCUAUGGCUUGCUUUGUCAUCACAUGUUGGACCAUUAUCAAGGUAGCCAAUCAAGCCUUUCCCAACAUUUUGAGCAUCACCUCUUCACAAACGACUUCCGCAAAGAUCCGGACUGGACAGUCUUCGCUGUUGGCCGGAACUGGAUUCGUCGUCAUGCAUGCAAUGCAUGGCAGCCCUACAAUGCUUGGCAGGUUUUUUACUGGCUUCCAAUGCGGUGUCUUGUGGAGCCGGUGACAGAAAUCCUGACUAUGGGCUCCACCUGCCUCAAUGGGGCUUCUCAGAUGUUUGAAGCUCCUGCGGGCCUUGACAAGUUCACCGACCGGCUGAAGGAUGUGAUGUCUUGGUGGAUCGAGGCCUUCCUGAGUCCAGGCUACCAGGGUGCAGCUUUCUUGUUGCAGCCAACUGGGCGCGCAUUUGGAGCCCUGCUACUGAGCAGAGCAGUUGCAAAGUUGGUGCUGCUGCCGUUUGCAGAGGUUCAGCACUUUUUGAUGCCUGACGAGAUGUCCAAGGAUGAGGAGUUUGUUUUGCGACAGCUUCGAACGACUGCCAACCUGCGGCUGGCAAACUCUGUGGUUCGAUUGCUAGACUUCUUGAUGUUUCAUGGGGAUAGUUUGCAGGUGGAACAUCACCUGUGGCCAGCUAUGAGCUUCAUCCAUUUGCGAGAAGUCUCCCAGGUUCUAAAGAGCGCAUGCAAGGAGUUUCCUGGCAAACUUGGGACUGGUAGAACAGUUAUGAACAGUUCGUGCCAGCAAGUCCGGAAAGGACGAAAAAGUUAUGAGUGUGCAGGAUACGUGCAGUAUAUCUUGUGUACAUGUAUGUUUGUAUGUAUAUAUAUAUAUAUAUACAUAAUAUAUAAAAUAAUAUAUAUAUAUAUUAUAUUUAUAUUAAAAAUAUUUGUAUGUUCUUGGAUAAGCGAAGAGGGCUUGUUUGAUGUGGUUUCUUUGAAUGAGUUUGCAUCCUUGAAAAUCCAAGGAAAAUCAGGUCGAAAUCCUUCUUGA
Molecule: messenger RNA, 1623 nt
Organism: Cladocopium goreaui
Lineage: Eukaryota; Dinophyceae; Suessiales; Symbiodiniaceae
Source: the annotation of a GenBank genome assembly